Fusarium fujikuroi IMI 58289 is the source of this 1425-nucleotide messenger RNA. RefSeq lists its product as uncharacterized. The coding region runs from base 1 to 1425 and encodes 474 amino acids. Lineage: Eukaryota; Fungi; Ascomycota; Sordariomycetes; Hypocreales; Nectriaceae. The transcript has 2 exons. The record is from RefSeq and is a predicted model, not a curated record.
AUGGCUAUCUCACCACCUCGUACUAGAUCGAAGACCAAGGAAACUCGAACCGUUUCUGAAGCUUCACUGAUGACCCCCGCCAGAUCAACAGCACCAGAAUCACCCAUUGCAGCACCUAUAAAAGCCAAGCCUAAAUCUAGACGGGCAUUACUCCCUACACCACCCAAAAAGCGCAAAAACACAUUUCGCGAUAGCCCGAUCCCACUCAAGCUGCGGGAAACAACCUCAACUUCCAGAGCCGUGACUCGCCCUGAAACUCUCAGCUGGUUGGCAGACCUUGAGGAGGAGGAUUUUGAACCUCCUCAGUCUCCGACUCCUGCCGGUUCAGGGGCUGUCGAGGAAGAUACCAGCGAAGAUGAGGAAGAGAAGGUGUCCAAGCUUGGACCCAAGUCGUUCCAAUGCGGAAGUUUUACAAAAAGCUGGGAAGAGAUCGGACAGCAGCGAAACUUUGAGUUCUUCCAGGCCUAUCCUCACGAUGAGUUCUCAACCCUCUGCACGGAGCAUUUCAUGCAACUUGCAGAUAGAUGGUACUCUCGGCGGAAAUCCAUGGUGAACCGUCAGAUUCAAAAAGUUGUCAGGGGUGGCUUGACCCAGAAGCCUGAUUUCUCAAAACUGGCUCUCCCUGUUUGUGACGAGGCCUGGACCGUCAAGACCCUUGAAGACUUUAGGGCCGAGCUACGCCAGCAGAUCAAUGAUGCCAGUGAUCGGGUGACGCUCAACCAUCGACAAAUCCUUGAGGCCACUGGAGAACGACCCAUCUGUGAGCUUGGAAACCAGGACCGCCCUCUCAAGUGCUCAUUGUGUACCAACUAUGAGUUGCCAUGUCAGGGUAAGUACAUCGAGGUUGAUAAGGCACAUUGUCGUAUGGAUGAUCUACCCGAUGUCCUGAACCCAUAUUAUGCCACCUUAGACAAGGCUUCCAACCCUGUCCCUGAUUGUUGUCACCAAAACGCUCUUGCAAUCCUUAUGGGUGAUAAAGGUAAAGAUUACAUGGAGUGCGAGGAAUGUUGUUACAGCCAGGCACUCCCUCAGCCACCCCUUCAGAAGCCAAAGACGUAUGCCAUAAAAGUAGCUGGGAUUCGUAUCCCAGUCAAAGUUCGUCCCGAGCGGCUUUGUCUAAACAGCAAGCUCGGGCAUGUCGACGUUGGAGGCAUUCAUAUUGUUGUUGACCACUGUGCUGGAGGGCUGCGAAUGAUCAAGUUUCGAUCAACUCAGUUCUCAAAGGCUCAUGAGAUGCAUGCCUUGGACUUCCACCUGGAGGACGAGAUCGACAUGCUUGACUUUGAGCUGCCCGAAAAGCAUACGUACGAUGAUCCUGAGUUCCGCGACGUAGAAGCUGGAUUCCCCGAGCUAUACUGGCAAGAGGGUGCUUUUAACGCAAUUACUCAUUGCUCUAACCUAUUUGAUAAUUGUUCGUGUCAUUAG